AUGGAAGAGUCCGAGGGCUCUGAAUGGCAACGCGAGCCGUUACCAGACUUUUUGAGAAGUCCGGGGCUACAAAAUUUUAUCAAGGUAGUUUACAAGGGCAAAAAGGGCAAGCCGUAUCCACAAGAUGUUGGCCUCCAUAAUUUUGAAUUGGAUCUCGGCGAUGCAGCUUAUGAUUACGCUGUAUUGGAUGGACCUGUUAAGGAAACAUGGGGAGAUGUGAGUCAGUGGUUCAAUGCAGAACAUGGCUACGAUGGUACCUCACCAAAAGUAGCACCCCCGAAAGAAUCCGACGAGCUCGACAUACGGCCGGAAUACAAUGAUUUGUUUUGGGAUAAUCACAGCAUUGACUCGAUUGCAAAACUAAUCGCAAGUCAUGCGCGGGACGAAAACUCAAAUCCCCCCAUCGAUUAUUAUCAUCAACCAAAGCCUUUCUUGCGUGGCUUGAUUGAUUUCCAAAAUAUCUUUGGUCACAAAGCUACCGAAGCCCCUCUCGAUGGGUAUAGUAAGCAAAAUCUGCGUGAGGAUUUGAUUGCUGCGUCCCUGUUUCAUCAUAUUGCGACGACGAUUUUGAAGAAUCCUUUCUUCUUCUUGGAUGAUGUGAAAAUUUUGAACGGGACAGUCAGCGGUCCGCAUAAUCCUGUCGACAAAUUAUAUCAUGAUCUCCUCCAGCAUGAAUCUCCACAAAACCAGCUUGUCGCUAAAUCUUUCCGGGCGCAUACCCUUAGAUUACUUAGACCUCAAGAAGAGUAUAGCCAUAGUAAAAGUAUCGCAGCCAGAACAAAUGGCAAAAUUCGGAGAGUAGCACAAGCUCGAGCAAGACAAUGGUUGAGAAGCGAAGCACAGGAUCUUUGGCUGCCGACCACCGAUAAAAUCGACGAACAUGAAGUUGAAAUUCUUUACGAAAGAGCUGCGGAAUUAACAGUUGAUGUUGCUUCCAUGACAUGGACGGAUAUUCAAAUAGAAACAUUGAAAGAUUAUACGCCUUUGCCACACCCCACUAUUCCUUGCCUCCCUUUAUCAUUUUGGAAACAUUAUAAAGCCGACCCAGCUUUGAAUCAUAUCUCAGACAUGUCGAAGUAUCUUUUUGGAGAUAUUCCUGUGCCACCACAAGACCUAAAAGUUCUAAACGAGCUCGAAAAGCAGGUUAAACUGGUCAGAUGUAGACUUGUCAUAUAUGUGCACAUUGAAAAUCCUGCAAACCUCGAAACAGGUCACCCGUAUCUUGAGGUCGAAGGGUACCCGUUCCCAGACGCGGCCCAGGUUAAUGAAUGUCCAGAACAGAUAUAUCUGGAGUUACCAGAAUUGGAAAAGCAAGAGCCUGGUCCCCGGAAGCUAGAAAGAGUCUACAGCGAUGAAGACUUGGCCAGACGGCCUCCGAUACUGCGCGGUAUGUUCGGAGAAAAACUCACUUGGCGAAAAGUGUGGAAGUUUUACAAAUGGCUCUUCGAUUCCGCUCUCUAUUACAUUCCGUUUUAUGCGGUGGCGUUGGGGAUUCCUUUUAUACUUGCAUAUGGCAUUUACAAAUCUUUUUCCCUUGGGGCUGAUGAAGAGGUAGAUUGGUGGUUUUUGCCUAAUAUUCGAAAUAUACUCUGCUCUUGGCGAGAUGGAUUGUCCUCAUACUUCUUCGGAAUCGCUGGCUGGCUGGGAAUCUUAAAAUUUUAUGAUCUAGCGAUGACUGCUCUCCAUAUUGUUUUUGGUCCAUGGUUUGAAACCUUUGCUCGCGGGUGGGAACUGGCCCGUCAUUCCGUCACAACUUUGGGAGAAUAUAUUUCUGGCUUGUAUGAUGCUACCGCGGAAUUUGUCGUUCUCACAAGAAUAUGGAGUCUCGAACCUGAGGAAUGGGGAUUCAUAAUUGGCUUCCUCUAUUGUUUCAUACCGUUUGCCAUCCUAUAUUAUCUGUACGGCGGGGCUGCGGAAGCGCCACGUCCAGCUCCAUGGUAUUUACGUCCGCUAAUGAUUGUGUUUUUUAUCUGCCAGUCGCUAUGGUUCGAUUCUGUACGACGCGUGCUUGCGGAUAUUACUGGUUACGUAUCAGAUAUACCGAAAAUUGUGAUGGUUAUGUUCGAGGGUUUAUUGCAUCUCCCAGAAACCUUCAACUGGAUGUUAGAAUGGAUUUCAGGAAUUGGUGGCGAUACGAGCGUCUCUAUUAUACCAGAACUCGACCCUAGUCAGACUGGGAUUUCGAUAACCCCAGAGCCAGGAAUAUUUGAUGAUGUUCCAAAGCCUUUCAAAUUAAGCCCAAAUGUGGAAAAGACGCUUUCAGAAUCAACACUUGGAGACACGUUAACAGGGUCAAAACUUGGGGAGGCGAUACUAAUAUCGAAUCUCUCGAAAGAACAAGGAUUAUCGGGUAUCGCUGAAAUGCUAGAGCGGUCGGAACUUGGCCAAACAUUAGGAGAAUUCGGAUUUGGGCAAUCGCUUGUAGGGAGAGGACCCAUCGAGGAAUCUUUGAAAGGUUCUUUGCUUGGAUACAUAUUAACAGGGUCUGAUACUGAAAAGAGGCUAGUAACUGCACAGCUAGGAGCAACAUUAACAAAAUCAGACCUUGCAGAAAAGUUUGUAGGAUCGGAAAUCGCGAAAACGUUAACACAAUCAGAACUCGCAGAACGAAUAACCGAAGCCUUAAACACAGAACUGGGCUUGGAAAUACUAGAUUCGGGACUGAAGGGGCACGCGAAGGAAAUGCCGUCCGUAUCAAUGCUUGGAAAAGUACUAUCCGGACUCAAUCUGGCAGAAACGCUAGAUGGGUCAUUGCUUGGGAAGAUCUUGACGGGAUCAAUUUCGGAACCUAUUCUUCCAAUAGAAGCUCUUACUGCGUGGGAAGGACUCUCACCACCAGAGCCAUAUAUUCCUGGAACACUUGUCAUAGGGGUGGAAUCUUCUCCGCCGAUCAUCACGAAGAUAAUGACAAUAGUCAUGAAGCCAAUAAUGACGUUACUUAGCCCUUUUAAAUUGAUAGUAACGAGGAUAGUGUCAGUAAUAAUGAAAGCACCAAUGAUAGAAUCUCUUCUACCGAUGGUAGAGACAGUAGCGAACACAGCUCUGAAACCAUUGGCUCCGGUAAUAGGGUUCUUGAGCGGUCUCUCCUCUACCACCGAGCAAUCAUCCGACCAGAAGCCGGGACAUAUUCCAGAAACUGGCGCACCAAUAGCGGAAUCUGUUCUCCCAAUAAUAGCGAAAGCGUUCACUAUAAUUUUGAAGCCAAUUGCAUCAUUAGUGGCCAUGUUCUCCGAUUCAUCCUUUACCAGUUCGCCUAUCACAUACCUAAAAAUAUCUUUCGAUCCAGCUAAGGUGUCAUUCGCCAUCACUUGGAUAUUGGGUCCCGCGUUUGUAUGUGGCUUUUACAUAGCUUUACGGCGCUACCUAGAUGUCUGGGGUCAGGCAAAUCGCGAAGCACCCCAGAGGUGGAAUCUUCCACGACCACUGAAAAGAAUACUUGAUCUAUUGACCUAUAUCACUCGUAAACUUCGCUCAGCUUAUCAGUUGUUCCUUCGGUUUCUCGGUGCACUGGGUCGUCUAUUCAAAUAUGUCUUCCAUCCAUUUGCGUUUCUUCUUUACCCAUUUACAUGGCUUUACGCCUCAAUUGCCCGUGUUCUUCACACAUUUAAAUGGUUGGGCUACCCAUUCGUUUAUGUUUAUGUUAAGAUUACCAGAUUGGGUGGUUAUAUCUGGCGAUCAAUAGUUAAUCGAAUACCGCCAGGACGUUAUCUUCUCCUCCAAUUUCUGACUGUAAUCGGAUUUGCAUUAUAUCACAUUUUUCCUCUAUUGGAAUAUGCUUAUUGGCUGUUCGUGCUAUUCGAAGAUUACCGUCACCCGAGGCCUCAACUGCCCCAAAUGCCAUUCAUCAACGGAAUAAUCGGUUUUGUUAUGCGCGUAUACGAAAUGGUUCUCCAAUUAUUCGCAGACAUAAGACAGAAAUUAUCAGAUUUAUACAAUUUUUUACACUUGAAUGCCUUUGCUCCUCUCCAAGGGAUAAUGGAUGCAACAACGUUCUUAUACAGACAAGUUCUUCACAUCUGGAACAUCUUUUCCCGCACCUUGAAAUUGGUUUAUUAUUCAAUCUUUUUUUUGACGUAUGUAAUGUUGGGAUGGGAGACAGCAGCCUUUUUCGCCCCUGGACAAAAUCCAGAAAUUCUUUUGGCUCUCCGAGCUAUCCGCUCUCAUCUUUGGGAGAGUCCUUUCGCUGCAGUUAGAGUUCAUGAUCGUGGGGGCGAUUUGGCCCGUCAUCAUUACCCUGAGUUUGCCCAGCAUCGUCAUCGCUCUCUCCCUCAUCCACAAUGGUUUCCCUAUUUCCAUUUGCUGAUUGGGGUAACUAUCGGCAUUUUUGCAUACCUUACCGCAGGUGAUCAUCCUAGUGGCCGUGAUUUUUUCCCUCGUACCAGUGACUUGAACUCGACCUUGGAUGAAAUGUUGACAAAUUGA
This is a messenger RNA of Botrytis fragariae, 4422 nucleotides long. RefSeq lists its product as uncharacterized. Lineage: Eukaryota; Fungi; Ascomycota; Leotiomycetes; Helotiales; Sclerotiniaceae. The transcript is spliced from 3 exons. The record is from RefSeq and is a predicted model, not a curated record. Bases 1 to 4422 code for a protein of 1473 amino acids.